AUGUACAUUGACAUCGCCAGACGCAUGGUGCAUCAUGACGACAUGUGUUCAUGUUUUUUCCCGCCCAAGGAGGCCGCGGGCACGAGGUUAUACACCCAUUAUAACGUCCUUCCUACUUUCAAUUAUUAUUAUCGGGCGCGGCGCCGCACCCGUCGGGGAGGCCGACAGAGGCGCAGCUGCUGCCUACCAAUAAUCAAGACCUGUCUCCCGAACGAGCGAGACGGACACUCUCACCGCGAACCUUCAAAAUCAAUCACUACACUAACCCGCGCCGAGGCGGAUCUCCGAGUUCAGCCGAAGUUCGUUCGUGUGCCGUCGGCGGGUCGCCGCUCGUGUGUCGUCAGUUCUGUCGCCGCAGCUCGGCGGACGGUCGCGAGAAUGUCCCACAAAGUGACAGUCGAAUAUAUCAGUGAGGACAGAACAGUGAAGGAGGGUAGCGGCACCCAGUCGCCCCUAGCAUUACUGGCAGCCACGUGUAGCCGUUACGGCGCUGUCAGCAUGGGGCCCGAACAGCAGCAGGAGAAGGAUCAGCAGCAACAACAACCACAGCAGCAGCAGCAUUACACCCAACAACAACAAGUGCAGCAACAGCAGCAACAACAACAGCAGCAACAGCAACAACAACAGCAGCAACAACAACAACAACAGCAGCAGCAGCAGCAACAACAGCAACACCAACAGCAAGUUCAGCAGCAGCAACAACAACAACAGCAGCAACAACAGCAGCAGCAACAGCAACAGGUCCAACAAGCUCAGCUAGUCCAGCAACAAGUACAGGGCGAGGCACUCGCAGCACUCCAGCAGCAGUACUUGCAGCAGCCGCAGCUAAGAGUCAUCAGCACAGCCGUGGUGCAGCAACUGAGAGCUCAAGGCCUGUCGGUGAGUGAUGUGGGGAGAGAUGUAAAUGCUAGUGUCCAGCCGCUUCAACAUGGCAACGAGUUAUCAGCGGCCAUUGUGAAUGCUGCGACAACAGUUCCAAAUGGCAUUCAAGUUCAGCAACCUCAGGUGAUUUCAAUGCAGCAGCUGCAAUCCCUGCUAGGAGGCGGCGUGGUGUCAUCUAGUGAGGGCACGCCCUAUCAGAACUCACCGCAGCAACUGCUGCAAAUACACCCACAACUGCUGCAACAACAGACGGGCGGUGUGUACGGCGGAUGUGUGGUGGGGGGCGUCACUCCGCUACAAGCUGUCACCGUGGACGGACAAGACGCGCUGUUCAUACCCUCACACCACGCGCAGAACUUCUCGGGCAUGGGUCAAGUGAGUUUGGUCAACGGACAGCUGGUUCGCACGCCUGUUCUGCCAUCUGGGUUUCUUCACAACGUGAUGCAUCUCCCUGCGGAGCAACAAGCGACCGUGUCCAUCCCCGGCACUAACUUAACAAUACCGCUAAGCGCACUAACCGGUAAUCAGAUGGUAACUAUCCCGGGAACGAAUAUAUCUAUACCGGGCGGGAUACAGAUACCGACCAGCCAGGCUAUUACUAUACCGAGUUCUACGGGGCAGCAGCCAAAUAACGGAGUUACGAUACAGACAGACGGCAAACACGGAAACGGAAAAGAGGCCAAGUCACCAACCAGCCCGGGGCAAGGCGGCGGGGUUGCUGUUCGCGGCGGCGUGGGCAGUGUGGGCGGCGUGGGCAGCGUGGGCGGUAUGGGCAUGGUUCCCGUACAAGUGCCCGUGAGCGUGGCCAACGGUCACACGGUGUACCAAACGGUCCACGUGCCGUUACACGCGCCACACCUGCAAAUAAUACCGCAGUUGCAGCAGGUACUGCAACAAAUGCAAGCCCAGCCUCAAGUUGCGAACGUCCUCACACCGUCCGGACAAAUACAACAGAUACAGAUCGCAUCACUAGGAAAUGUUCAGCAGAGUUCAGGCGGGCAAGGCAAUGGCGGUCAACCGACAAUCACACUGCAGGUCCCAACGCUGGGCGUAGGCGGACUUGGAGGUGUGCAGCUGGUCCCAGCUGUGGGCCUGCCGGGUGUUCAAUUGGCGCAGAUACCACAACAACAGCCGCAACCCGCGCCUACACCGCAACCACAACCUCUCAUUGGUCAGCAGAUACAGCAGGAUCCAAACGAGCCUGGCAAGUGGCAGGUGGUGACAGUCAGCUCGGGGAACACAACUACCACCGAGUGUGAGGCCAACAAGAACAGAGCCAGCAGUCCCAACAGUGGGAAACGAUUGAUGAAACGAGUCGCCUGCACCUGUCCCAACUGUGAUCAGGGAGAAAACCGUCUGGUGGAUCGUAAGAAACAACAUGUCUGCCACAUCCCGGGAUGUAACAAGGUUUACGGGAAGACCUCGCAUCUAAGAGCACAUCUACGAUGGCAUUCUGGGGAAAGACCCUUCCUUUGUAACUGGCUGUUUUGCGGGAAAAGGUUCACACGUUCGGAUGAGCUACAGCGUCACCGACGAACACACACGGGAGAGAAACGCUUCGAGUGUCCCGAGUGUAGCAAGCGGUUCAUGAGAUCCGACCAUCUCGCGAAACACGUGCGGAUACACACCAAGAACAGGAUCACGGAGGUGGCGACAUCUACACAGUCAAUGUAUUCAGACUCCGGAGAUGACAGCUGUGAUGAGAAAAUGAUGUUGACCAUAGAGACCAUGCAUCCGAGCAAUGAUUCUGAGGAAAAACUGGUCAUGAUACGCUCGGGAGCUAAGCUAGAACCUGACCAUAUAGAUAAUUAG
Molecule: messenger RNA, 2694 nt
Organism: Danaus chrysippus (African queen)
Lineage: Eukaryota; Metazoa; Arthropoda; Insecta; Lepidoptera; Nymphalidae
Source: the annotation of a GenBank genome assembly